AUGGACUCCCCCAUGAAUUUCAAUUGGACUCCGUCUCCAUCUCCCCCACCGUCUAGCCGUGCAGAGGUAGUGCAUAAGAAGCAGCCUGCUAUAAGUUUCAGCUUCUGUAGAGAAUGUAGCAACUUACAGUACCCAUAUCACUGUAACAUCACCCGCACCCUUCAGUACAAGUGCCGCUCGUGUAAUGUCAGCGAACCUGCGAAGGGUAACUGUAUCUUUAGACGGACUUACAACAAACCUGUAGAGGCAGAGUUCAAUUCUGAUAUUGUUGAGGACCCUACUAUGCCUAGGACGGAGAAGCUUUGCUCUCACUGUGGUGAGGAUCAGGCUGUACUUUUCCAGAGACAUGAUAAAGAGACGGGGACUACUAUGGCUUUGUUCUAUAUCUGUACUUCGUGCAGGACCAUCCAUUGA
Messenger RNA from Morchella sextelata, 414 nucleotides. RefSeq lists its product as uncharacterized. Lineage: Eukaryota; Fungi; Ascomycota; Pezizomycetes; Pezizales; Morchellaceae. The record is from RefSeq and is a predicted model, not a curated record. Gene Ontology annotation, biological process: DNA-templated transcription; transcription initiation at RNA polymerase II promoter; transcription-coupled nucleotide-excision repair. Gene Ontology annotation, cellular component: RNA polymerase II, core complex. Bases 1 to 414 code for a protein of 137 amino acids. Gene Ontology annotation, molecular function: DNA-directed RNA polymerase activity; nucleic acid binding; zinc ion binding. The transcript is spliced from 5 exons.